ACUGUGCAUUCCAGCGCAUGUUGAUGACGCCAUCACCAAUCAGCCGCAACAAAAACAACAACAGAACUCAGCUGUACGGAAGCUAACUAGCCGGCCUAGUUACUGAACACUGUUUUGUGAUAUUUUUAUUUUUCCGAUUUGUGUAUGCUGUUAUAAAGUAACUAUUCUUAGCAAGUUAGCUUUAUAACCGAGGACGAGCAGAGCCUUGAUUGACCAAAAGGAAUAUUUAUGGCAAAGCAGGUGGAGAUUCUGACCUCCAUCAAUGACCACCACUAUAACUCCCUCGUCUUGCGUCAUGUCACCAAGAAAAAGACCCCUGGUGCCUGUAAGCAGCCGAAGAAAAACAGUUGACGACUAUUUCCCUUUCAACUUCCUGCCGGUGGAGUGCCAGCUGCAUGUCUUGUCAUUUCUGAAUGAGGUGGACAAAUGUAGCUGUGCUUUGGUUUGCUUGAGUUGGAGCUGCCUGGUCCGCUCAUGGAAGCUGUGGAGGGUGGCUGACUACUCCCGUCGGGGUGCUUUCCACUUGGGUCAGGAGCGUCUGCUUGUUUCCAACCGUGAGUUCGAGAGGUGGAAAUCCUGGGUCCACCUCUACACCCACCACCUCAUCUCUCGUCGGGCCAGCCUGCUCACGCUGAAGGCCAGCUUUGACCUGGGAGAUCGCUUCUACAAGUGGUGUGAGCUGUUGAGUCACCUGCUGGACAACGUGCACUGCAGGGACCUCAGCCACCUAGACCUGAACUGGACCUUUACUCUUCUAGAGCCGCUGGACCUCAGGGUCCACUCCAGUUCCAGUUCACACCAGGACAGCAUUACUAAAAUGGACCAGGUGACCAGUUUCCAGGAGCUGCUGACCAAACUCACCCACAGCUGCCCACGCAUCUCAAAGAUGCGGUUACACUUCGACUGGUCUGACAUGUCCGUGUCCCUGCUCACCCGGUUUCAGCAGCUCAGAGUCCUUGAGCUCAAAUCCUUCUGGGUCUUUAAAGGAGUGACUCCCUCAACUUUACAGACUCUAACAAGGUCACUGCCUAACCUGAAGUCUCUGACCUUAAACAUCCUGGUGCCGCUGAGGAACCUGGGCAUCUCGUACACUCUGGAGUCUCAGUCAUUGGAGUUCCUGGAUGUGUCGCCCAGCAAAGGCUUGGUCUUCUCCUGUCUGAAGCUGCCCGCUCUGCGUGAGCUCCGAGCCAAGAAGAUUACACAAGGUAUCACACUGGACCGGAGGACCAGGCUGAGGAUCCAGAGCAGGUGGCCUUGUCUGUACCACGUCCUCAAGGAGGGGACUCCCAAACUCAUGGCUCUGAACAAUGAGAGACUACUCCCAACAUGGAGAGAGGAGAGCUAUGGGGAGCUGACGGCCAUCCUGGGACAUUCCUGUUACUGCAUUCAACAUCUAGACAGCUGGCUGUGGUAGCAGACUGUACCAUAUACAUUGCUUUUACAUGUUCAAGUCUCCAUCAGAACAAGACUAAUGCAAUGAGCUGAGAGACACAUGUUGGACAUGGUCGCAGAUAAAAACGGACACUUGAAGGACUGCAGGCUGUUUCCAGUUCUGAAACAGGAAGUUGCUGUUACUGUUAGAAAUUCUUUUCUAUGUUUGGUCUAUAACUGUUUCAUUUUGUGUCCUCCAAAAAGCUGUUUGCACUGUGUUGUGCAGGUCUGGAUUCACUUCCAUUGGAGCUCUGUGCUGGAAAAAUUACAACAUAAACUUUAUCCGAGCGUCCUGUACUGACAGAAGUGACAAAGUUUAAUUUCAACAUGAAGUCUUUAUGUUAUGACAAAAAAAAUCAACCAGGUCCAAAUAUAUAAAUGUCAGAAUAUCAAAGCAUAUCAUAAAAAAUGAAUUCUUAAAACAUUGAUUUAUAUCCUCUUUGAGAUUACAUAAAAUGAUGCCCUAUUAGUUAGUUAAUUAGUGACUGACAUUUAUUGAUUGAAUGUAUUUGUCAUAUCCGAUGACUCCAUUCAAUGGUUAAAGCCUUAGAAUAAUCAAGCCCACAAUCAGCAGCUACAACAAAUGGUGCACAUGCAAUCAAUAUUUUAAUCAGAUUUUAAUCUGACCAUGGGCCCCAGUGAAUACUUUUUGUAGCCUACGUAUAAAAACACAUUUGUACUCUGUAAGCAAGAGAACAGGACCAAGAGGCUUCUUAAAAGUGACCAUGGGUCCACCAAACGAUAACCUUCUGAAAUACAGCUACAAGCAGCAUUGAAGGGGUCCAAGCAGGUUGCAAGAAUUUGGAUGUUUGUUUUUAUCGAAGUGAUUCAAAACAAUCUCUUGAUUUUCCUUUUAAAAGAUUUAUUGUUUUCAUGAAUUUCACUGUUACUGCUUCUAAUGGAUUAUUUCCUGCCAAGACACACGGGAAAUAGUAUUAAUUAGACAUUUUCACAAAGGGCCAUUUUCAACUGGACGUGAAAAAACAACAAAUAGACACAUUUCAACUUGGCCUGAGGUUUUUUACUUUUUAUUUAGUUUAAUUUCACAUUUUUAAAGGAAAAACAAACAUUAUGAAAGAACAAAGACAAAUACAAGAAAUACAACACAGUGGGGCACAUCAAGUUUGAAAAUAAUGGUAAUACAUAUCCAGAUUGAAGUCCAUUAAUGUUAUGGCCUGAGGUUUUUUUAAGCCCUGGAGCUUUGCGUCUCCUGAUCGUGAACAUGAGGCAAUGACUCCACAUGUGCAGCACACAGUAUUUUUUUUACUGUUUACACUUGAAAUGCUUUUAACAGUAAAAACAUGUGUGCUAUAAGAUUCUGAAAUAUCACACAUCCUUCAGCUGGUAUUGGGUGUUUUAUUGAAUAUCAGUACUGACUCUGUUGUCAGUAAGACACUGAAGGUCACUGCAGAUUCAUUUGUCAUUUCUGAACAUUAUCUGAAACACCUUUUAUGUUUUCCCAAAAAUUAUGAAUGUAAAUUUUGGUAAAGUUUGUUGAGUUAAAGAUGCUCAUUGACAGAGGAUAUUUUUAAAGAUAUGUGUAUAUAUAUAUAGACAAAAUAUAAGCUCCAUGACGUAAAGGUGAUUUAUUUAGAUUUUUGAAUGUUGAUUUAUUGGAAUAAGUCUUCCAGCUUUAAUCAAUCCUUACCAUAUUGAAUGCAUACUGAGUCUCAGCACAAGAUUCUUUACACCAAAUCUUGUAUGAAUUCUAAACAUUUCAUGUGUAACCUAACAUUCAAACAUGCUCACCACUUCAGCUAGAAUAGCUGGAGAACAUUUUGAUUUAUGAACAUUCAUGAAAUAAACAUGAAGUUUUGUUUAUAUUAAACAAGAUUGAUGUAUACAG
This is a messenger RNA of Labrus bergylta (ballan wrasse), 3277 nucleotides long. RefSeq lists its product as uncharacterized. Lineage: Eukaryota; Metazoa; Chordata; Actinopteri; Labriformes; Labridae. The record is from RefSeq and is a predicted model, not a curated record. Gene Ontology annotation, cellular component: SCF ubiquitin ligase complex. Gene Ontology annotation, biological process: SCF-dependent proteasomal ubiquitin-dependent protein catabolic process; protein polyubiquitination. Gene Ontology annotation, molecular function: protein binding.